UAACAGCUCGUGAUAAAUUAAAUAUCUGUUUUGAUUUUCUUAAGAGGAUUUGCAAUAAUUUUUUUUUACAUUUUUCAUAAAAAUUGCUCGGCAUAUAGAAGUGUGCUAGUUUUAGUGCAGCAGUCUCCCAUGUAGGGGUGCGAUAACUUCUCAGCCCAUCAUACCUCAUUUCGGGAUAAUAUCCUGAUCGGUUUGGAUAACAGCAAGUUGACCAAAAUAAUGGAUAACCGCAAAUAUCCUUUUGCAACCAGCAAAAUCAAUUCAUAUUGUGUUUUCUCUUUCUUUUUCCCAUAUUCCCAGCAUGAAAAAUCGAGUCCUAAAUUCUUUUUCACCUUUUCAAAAAUAUUUUUGUAGCGAAUACAUUUUUUUAAUUUAACUUUUUCCUUGAAAUACAUAAAAUUUGAACAAAUCUAUUUAUAUUCACAUUAUAAAAAUAAUUUCAUUUUAUCAUCUAAGUAAAACUACUUUUUCUUAAUUCGUUUUUAAAAUAUUAUUAAAAUACAAAACAAUUCUUUCAACAUUAUUUUUUGAAAGAACUAAUUCUACCCAAAUUAAACCAAACAAAUCCUAACAUAGGUAUCUCAUUUGUAGGUGAGAAUCUCACAGCAAAACUAGCAAAUUGAUCAAUCUGACCAUUGUCAGGACUUCUAACUAGUUCAGGAACAAAAGCCUUUACCCUUCCCUAGGACCAUUAGCCCUUUUAGGAUUCCCAUCCCUAGACUCUCACCACCACCACUCGUCAAAGGGUAAAAGUAACAUUUUUCCCGCCAAAAAAUCCUUCAUUCUCUCAGUUCUCACCCUUACCCUCCCCUAUAUUACUCUCUUUCUUUCUACUGCUACUUGUUCCACUACCUGCACAAAGAGGAAAAGAAACAGAAGCAAGUAAAAGGCUAUAGUAGUCCACGCUCCACACUAAAAACUCCAAAAAGAAAAUGAAGGGAACAUCCAAAGUGAUCAUGGGAGCAACCUUGGUAAUGGUGGUAACCCUUGCCGUUGUUCUAGGCCUCAUUCUAGUGCUCCUAGCUGAACUCUACUGUUCUCUCUUACUCCGCCGCCGCCAGCUCAAAAAAACCAACUCCAACACCAUCCCCAUCUCCACCACUCCAACCACCACAACCAUACCCAAUGCUUCCCCUUCACAUGCACCACACUCACAACACUCUCCUCCGCCACCCUUCAGCAACAUUUAUUCACAAGGGGUCCUCCAAGCCCCAACAAGUUUCCUUUUCCCUUUCAGAGAUGACAUGCUUGAACCAAUGAAGCAUCGUAAACAAGAACCAAAAGCAUCCCCACUAUCAUCCUUCUUGGCCAGAGCACCCCAAUUACAAGAAGUUCAAGAGACAAGUCAAGGUGGUGCCAGUGGCAGUGAAGUUCUGUGUGUUGAUAAGUCUUGUUGUGGUGGGGAGCACCUUGUGUACAUUUCCAACCCCAUUUAUGAAAACGAAGAAGGGAAAGAAAGUGUGGCGAACACCCCAUUUGAGACACCAAACACUUCACCCUCUCUUUCGGAAAAAAGUGGUUCUUCUGUGGAGGAUGAUGAUCAUGAUGCUUCUGCUAAGGCAUCCCCUUGUGGUGGUGCUCAUAGUCAUUCAUCACCUCCUUUUACACCUCCUUUGACCCCAAUAAAGAAGCUUCCUGCUGAGGCUUGUUCUGUUUCUCUUAGAGAUGCCACUUCCUUGGGUACUUCAGGCAGUGAUUCUCGUAGCAUCAGUGCUCCCUCUUCCUCUUCCUCCGGUUCCCCCUGUACUUCUCCUUCAUGGUGAUUGUGGUUCUUCGAUGGACUAGUUAGUGCAUGCUUGGUUCAGUUUCCUUUAGAAAAAUAAUCACUUUUUCAGUUCAUUUUAAAAACAAGAGAUUAUUUCUCUAAAUUUAAGCUGAACCAAAUUUGUAGUUAGACUACAAAGCUUUUGUUUUGUUUUAUUUUUAUUUUCAUUUUCAUGUAUUUGUUUUGUUAUGCAGUAGUUGUGUGACAUGUGAAUAAUAUUAUGAUUGAGUAUAAGUAUCCACUGUGAGAAACUUUUAUU
Messenger RNA from Abrus precatorius (Indian licorice), 2024 nucleotides. RefSeq lists its product as uncharacterized. NCBI's taxonomy places the organism in Eukaryota, Viridiplantae, Streptophyta, Magnoliopsida, Fabales, Fabaceae. The transcript has a single exon. The record is from RefSeq and is a predicted model, not a curated record. The coding region runs from base 933 to 1763 and encodes 276 amino acids.